AUGCAGCUAAAAUCUAGUUCAAACUUUGAUCAAGGAUCAUCAUCAUAUGGUAAUCAUCCAUCAUUAUCUUUAAACUCUACUGUAACGGGCGCUGAAGAAAUUUUCAUUUGUAAUGUUGUUAAUGUAGGUAGUGAUAAGAGUCCUGCAGACUUCAUAUCAUCCAGUUUUCAAUUAGCUACAAACUUUAGCAAUGCUUCUUCCAAUGGUUACUCUUCAGUACCCAACAACUACAGUGAGAAUGAGUGUGUUAGAAUCUUAAAGUUAAAACUCGCCGGGGUCCACAACAUUGACCAAAGAUACAAAAUAGAAUGCGAGGAGAUUAGGAAAUCUCGACUGAAGUGCGGUUGCGACUGCACUGACGGCUGCCUCGCUGAUUGCUCUUGCGCUAAAUUUGGGAUUUCCUGUCACAGUAAUAAUGACAACAAUAGCAACAUUAAAAACAGCUACACCGACGGCAGUAACGAUGCUGACUAUAAUGCUUGCAACAACACUAACAACAGUUACAAAGACAUCAACGACGACGACAAAAUUGUUGGUAACAUCAAUAACACUAAUUGCAACGUCAACAAUUGCAAUUUCAACAACAACAACGUUGUUGUAGACUAUAAUUACAUCAACUCUCUUGGAGGAGUCGUUUGUAAUUAUGUUAAUGAUGCCCACAACUGUAACUGUUACAAAGGUCUUGACAUAAAUAUUGGCUACAACGACAAUGAUGAUUGUAACAUCAACAACAACGGUAACAUCAACAACAACAGUAACAUUAACAACGACAGUAACAUUAACAACAACAGUAACAUUAACAACGACAGUAACAUUAACAACAGGCACAACAACAACAACGUUAAUAACAUGAACUUGUGCAAUAACCCCUAUGGUAGGUUAGAGUUCGAUCAACAGAAAGUUAAAAAUGUCGUACAAAGUGUCAUUAGCAGGUACGAAAAGAUGACGGAGAGAUGGAAGAAAAUUAAAAAAAUGAAUGAAAGAACGUGUAAUAACAACAGUAACAAUAAGAGCAUCAACAAUAAUAAUCAUAAUAAUAACAAUAAUAGUGAUAAUGAUAGUGAUGUCAAAGACAUCAUUCACAAGCUUGAUGAUACGAACAUUUCUACAAGAAACAAUAAUAAUAAUAAUAAUUAUAGUAAUAUAAGUAAUAAUAGUAGUAGUAAUAAUAAUAUUAAUAAUAACUAUUUUAAUGUACUUUCUGGUAGUGGUAGCCAGUCAGUCAGUUGUUUGGCUGAUAACGUUUACUCUGGCGUCUGGUCAUCAGUGACAACAAAGACAUCACAUGACGCACCCAAAAUAACGACAACAACAACGUCGACAAUGACGUCAUUAUCUUUGUUGACGGCAAGAACAACAACAUCAACGUCAUCGUCGUCUUCAAAAUUAUACCAGCCAAUGCGUGAUUGUGUAGAUGAUGGGAAUAAUAACAACAACAACAAUAAUAAUUAUUAUUAUUAUGGUUAUGCUAAUAUUAAUAAUAAUAAUAAUAAUAUUAACCAGAAUAAAAAUGUUGAUGAUGAUGAUGACGAUGAUGAUGCAGAUGACAGUAAUGACGAUUUUUUGAUAUCAUUGAGUAGGCACACCAAAGAGUUACCCAUUAUAAUCAACGAUGAUGUCAUACUUGAUUGUGAAGAUGACGACGACGAUGAUGACGACGAUGGUUUUGAUAACGAUGCACUCACCACCACCACCAGUGCAAACACUGGUGGUGGUGGUGAUGAUGAUGAUGAUAAUGAUAACCUGCAGAGAGUUAUAUUUUGCAAUAAGAAAAAUUUAGUUCAUUAUUUAAACGACAGUGACGAUUAUAGUUACCAGGAAAUUUGUGAUGACGACAUCAAUAACAACACGUACAACAAUAAUAAUAACAAGUACAACAUUAACAGCAACAAUAAUAAUAACGAUAACAUUAACAACAACGACAAUAAUGAGAGUACUUACUUCAAUGACAUCAACUGUUAUGACAGCAACACAGACAACAACAAUGACAGCAUUCUAUGCAACAACAACACACUCAAAAACAAAUCUCACACCAUUUGCAGUCUCUUUCAGCAGAAUUUUGUUACAUUUCUGCUGAGAAACAUACAUCAACACUCACAUAAUACAUCUCCAACAAAAACAACGACAACAAACACCACAAAACCGCGUAAAAGAAAAUUUACCGAAAUUAAAAGUAAAUGUAAAAAUGUUACUACUGCUACUGCUACUUCUGCCGUCACUACUGGUACUACUAUGGCUGCUACUGCUCUUGUUGCUGCUAACCCUACUACUGCUACUACCACUACAGCUACUUCUAACGCUACUAAGAUGAUGAAAAACAAAAAGAUAAAAGUUACUAACACUACUGUUGCCUCUGUUUCCGUUACUAAUCCUACUGUCAUUACUACUUUUACUGACGAUACUACAUUUGUAACUGCUAAUGCUGCUAAGAUAAGGAGUGGUAGCAAAAAAGCUGUUCAAACUUCUACAAUUUCAGCUAAUAUGGCUACUACUACUACUACUACUACUACUACUACUACUACUACUACUAUUACUAAUUCUACGACUGCUGCUACUACUUCUACUAAUGCUGCUGCUGCUACUACUACCACUACUAUUAUUAUCGAUGCGAUUAAUGAUACUAUUGAAAAUGAUACUACUGCUACUACUGCUGCAAAUUUAACUAAUUAUGUUCACAACCAUGAUGACGCCAUUUCAAAUCCGAACGAUUUAACUGUAAUCACUUUUACUUCAAACAUUUUUACCACAGCUGCUGCUAUUGCUACUACAGCUACUGCUGCUGCUAUUACUACUAACUCUGCUGAUGCUACUACGACUGCUACUAGUGGUAUAACUACUCUUACUACAUCUACCAAUGAUGAAAGUUUAGGCGUUAAUUUUAGAAAGACAAAAAACAGAAGAAAAAUAAUUAAUGAGUUAAGUGUCAUUAAUGAAAAUAAUAAUAAUAUUAAUAUUAAUGUAUGUAAUAAUAAUUGUAAUAAUAAAUGUUAUAAUAAUAACAACAACAAUAAUAAUAAUAAUAAAAGUCAAUAUGUUAAUAUUUGUGAUAACAAUAGUAACAUUUGUGAUAACAGUAACAGCAAGGCCUGCGAUGGUACUCUUAGAAAUAUAUGCUACAUCGGUGAUGAUGAUGAUAAUAGUAAUAAUAAUACUGAUGAUGGUGAUAAUGAUGAUGUCACGAGAGAUAAUUCAUGUCGUCGUGACGUCAGCGCACUGGAUGAUGCCAUGCAAGGCGAUGUUAUCGUCAACGAUUUCAUUGAAAUUGACAGUACAAUUUAUAGUAGUAGAGAUAACAUUAUCAAUCAUAGCAUUAAUGUAAGCAAUGGUAAUGUUAACAACAACAACAACGCUAACAUUAAUACAUGUGAUGUCGUUGCAUGCAGCAACAACAACAACAACAUUGGUGACAAUAUUUUGACGUCAUCAACAAUCGACAACAAAAUGGACAGCAGUACAGCUGGAAACAGCAGCAUCGUAAUCAAUGAGAUUAACAACACUAGAAACAACGAUAAUGUAAUGACUCGCGCUGUCUUCAACAACAACACCAACGACAUCAACAACGCUGUUAACAAUAAUGACACCAACAACAUUAACAACGUCAAUAGAAAUAACAAGCAAAGAAUGAAGAAAGUUAAAAACCUCAACGAGCCUACAAUGGGAAUGACCCUUAGAAGAAAAAAAUUAAUACUCUCUCAGAGUUUUCCAAACUUAACUCAAAUUUUACCUUCUAGCGUCAACUCUUCUACAAAAAUUACAUCAACCAAAACAUCAAUAACAUCAACCACAUUUACAUCAGCAACUACAUUAACCGAGCCGAAUACAGCAACAUCUCUCAGAGCACCACCAUCAACAAAAGCAACAACAUCAACAGUAUUAACAACAACAUCAAUUACAUCAACAACUGCCGUUUCAUGUGAAGGAACAAGACCCAAACCAUCAACAUUGGCAACGUCAUCACUGUCAUCAGCAGCAGCAGCGGUAGUGGCCGCCACUCUAACAUCAGCGGCAACGACGAAAACAUCAUCGUCAGUGGACGACAUCAAUAUCAGCAAUAACAAUUCUCAAGAGUAUCAACAGAGAUCAAGACGGCGCAGACCUAACAACUUGACAACUAGCAGAGACAUUAAACGUUGCUAUGCUGAAUUGUUGAAAAAAAUUAUCGGUCCACCGAUUGACUCAAAGAUUGGCGUAGUUAGCUCAGACGGUAGAAGUGCCAUGUCUGGCGCUGCUGAUUCAAAUGAUGUAGUCAUGGAUCUCUUCGCGUUCGAAUCCAGACCACAAGUCCAAGAAUCCAUGACUGCAAGACCACCAGGACCGGACCACAUGGCGUCUUCGCAAUCACGUCUCCCAAUUUAA
Molecule: messenger RNA, 4356 nt
Organism: Helobdella robusta
Lineage: Eukaryota; Metazoa; Annelida; Clitellata; Rhynchobdellida; Glossiphoniidae
Exons: 7
Coding region: 1-4356 (1451 amino acids)
Source: RefSeq, a predicted model, not a curated record